AUGACACGUGCACUACAUUACGUGUUCAAAAUUACUAAUCGGAAAACAAGCCGUGAUUUUUUCGUCAAUAUUCUAAAAAUGAAGGUUCUACGACAUGAAGAAUUUGAGGAAGGUUGUAAAGCUACGUGUAAUGGACCAUAUGCCGGUAGGUGGAGUAAAACGAUGGUCGGUUAUGGAAGCGAAGAUGAUCAUUUCGUACUGGAAUUAACGUAUAACUAUGCAGUCAGUUCAUACAAGUUGGGUAAUGAUUUUGGAGGGAUCUGUAUUCAAUCAACGGAUGUAUUUGAAAAUUGCAAAAAUUACCCGAUGGCUGUCAUUAUGGCGAAUGGGGAAGUGGAAGUUGAGGAUCCUGAUGGACAUAAAUUUUACAUUUUGCAACAUGAUCCUGAAUCAGCUAAUGCAGAUUCGAUUUAUAAAGUGAAAUUAAAUACACCUGACUUAAACAAAACCGUAGAUUACUGGACUAAAUUACUGAAUUUUACCACGAUCAAACACAAUGAAAACUGUUUUAUUACGUCAAUUAGCGAAAAAAAAAAGUUCGAAUUGGAAUGGAACCUCAUUAAUGCUAGAAUCGAUCGCUGUACCGGUUUUGGUAGGAUAGCUUUUGCUGUUCCGGUGAAAGAAUUAGAACCGAUACAAAAGAAGAUGGAGGAAACGAUGCAAAAGGUUUUGACUCCUUUAAUAAAGCUAGAUACUCCCGAUAAGGCAGCCGUUCAGGUUAUCAUUCUUGCUGACCCAAAUGACCAUGAGAUUUGUUUUGUUGGUGAUGAAGCUUUUCGAGAAUUAUCACGGAUUGACCUAGAUGCAGAUGCGAAACUGCUGAAAGCAAUCAAUAAUGACAAAAGUGGAAAAUACAAAAUACCCCCUUAG
Brugia malayi is the source of this 870-nucleotide messenger RNA. RefSeq lists its product as uncharacterized. The coding region runs from base 1 to 870 and encodes 289 amino acids. Lineage: Eukaryota; Metazoa; Nematoda; Chromadorea; Rhabditida; Onchocercidae. The record is from RefSeq and is a predicted model, not a curated record. The transcript is spliced from 8 exons.